AUGGCAAAUUUAGUCCCUCUAAAUGUAGCUCAUAAAUUAACUAGAGAUGUUAAAAUUGAUGGAUAUUAUAUACCAAAAGAUACAACCAUUAUUCCACAAAUUUCAGCUGUUUUAGCAGAUGGGGAAGUUUUUGAAAAUCCUGAAGAAUUUAAUCCGGAACGUUUUCUAGAUGAAAAUGGGAAACUAAAAAAAGUUGAUGAAUUAAUUCCCUUUUCGAUUGGAAAAAGGCAAUGUUUGGGAGAAGCUUUGGCAAGAAUGGAAUUAUUCUUAUUUUUAGGAAAUUUAUUAAAUAAAUAUAAAUUUAUGCCUGGAAAUGAUGGAAUUCCUUCACUAAAACGAAUUAAUGGGGGAACAGCUCGAUGUAGAAAAUAUAAAUGCCGAAUUAUAAGAAGAGAAGAAUCUUGUUCUAAUUAA
Molecule: messenger RNA, 414 nt
Organism: Meloidogyne enterolobii
Lineage: Eukaryota; Metazoa; Nematoda; Chromadorea; Rhabditida; Meloidogynidae
Source: the annotation of a GenBank genome assembly